Messenger RNA from Limanda limanda (common dab), 837 nucleotides. RefSeq names its product tumor necrosis factor receptor superfamily member 14-like. Lineage: Eukaryota; Metazoa; Chordata; Actinopteri; Pleuronectiformes; Pleuronectidae. Gene Ontology annotation, cellular component: external side of plasma membrane. Bases 1 to 837 code for a protein of 278 amino acids. Gene Ontology annotation, biological process: positive regulation of cytokine production involved in immune response; defense response to Gram-negative bacterium; positive regulation of T cell migration. Gene Ontology annotation, molecular function: protein binding. The record is from RefSeq and is a predicted model, not a curated record. The transcript has 8 exons.
AUGUCGUUUAGAAUCCCGACCUACACACUCGUCUUACAGCCGGGUGUAAACAGACCUAAUUGUCCAGAUAUCGAUGAAGAAGAGUGGAGUCUGAAUACUUUGAAAAACAACAAUCACGUGAACGCACCCCCACCUCUGAACACCUCAGAAGUUAGGAGAAAACUCUUGAAAACUGCCAACCUGCCGUUCAAAAUGAAUCUGAGAAGUAAACAUUUGGAGGCUGCAUCUUUGUUGAUAUUUUUGGUCAAAAUCCUCCGUGUGAAUAUGACUUGUCAUCCAACUGAGUUUCUGAUAGGGACUGAAUGCUGUCCUCUUUGUCCCUCUGGAAAUCGUGUUAACACACACUGCACGGAGUUCAGGAGCACUUCCUGUUUGCCCUGUGUGAAAGACACCUACAUGAAUCUUCCCACUGGACUUAAAAAUUGUUUCCCCUGCACGACCUGUGGUCCAGAUUCUGGUCUGAAGAUAUACACUUUGUGCACAGCAACAACGGAUUCAGUUUGUGAACCUAUGCAAGGAUUCUACUGUACAGACCGCAUAGAAAACCACUGUGCAGCUGCACAGAGACACAAACAAUGUCAACCAGGGAAGUACAUCAAACACAGAGGAACAGCCCAAACAGACUCUCAAUGCUCUGACUGCAGUGACGGAACAUUUUCUGAUGGGACGCUUACGUCUUGUCGACCACACACACAAUGUGAAUCACAAAACCUGAUGCAACCAGGAACUGCUUCAACUGACGCUGAAUGUGGAAGUGACAGUUCAAAUUCCAGAGCAGUAAUCAACGUUCCACUGGUUGUUUUGGGCCUUCUGGUGAUUGGUUCAUUAGUCGCCUGA